UCCGGCUCGGCGUUCGGGAUUAACCCUUUGGAGGCGAGCUCGCCGCGCGUGGGAAAGUAGCCGGCGGUGAACGUGCCACGUUGCUAGGGAGGGAGAGUCAUGAACUUGCCGGAGGCCGCCGUCCUGAAGCCAUCAGCUUUUUUAUCCUUAACUCGAUGAGGUCCGGGGCCCUUCCUCUGUGUCGGUGGGAGUUUCUUUCCCGCUCCGGCGACAUGAGGCUCUUCUUGUGGAGCUCGGUCCUGACGCUGCUGGUCCCUGCGCUGAGCGGGGCGCUGAUCCCCGAGCCAGAGGUGAAGAUCGAGGUGCUGCAGAAGCCGUUCAUCUGCCACCGCCAGACCAAAGGCGGGGACCUGAUGCUGGUCCACUACGAAGGCUACUUAGAGAAGGAUGGCUCCUUGUUUCACUCCACCCACAAACAUAACAAUGGCCAGCCCAUCUGGUUUACCCUGGGCAUCCUGGAGGCUCUCAAAGGCUGGGACCAGGGCUUGAAGGGCAUGUGUGUGGGAGAGAAGAGAAAGCUCGUCAUUCCCCCUGCCCUGGGCUAUGGGAAAGAAGGAAAAGGUAAAAUACCCCCAGAGAGCACACUGAUAUUUAACAUCGACCUCCUGGAGAUUCGAAAUGGACCAAGAUCCCAUGAAUCAUUCCAAGAAAUGGAUCUUAAUGAUGACUGGAAACUCUCUAAAGAUGAGGUUAAAGUGUAUUUGAAGAAGGAGUUUGAAAAGCAUGGUGCAGUGGUGAAUGAAAGUCAUCACGAUGUUUUGGUGGAGGAUAUUUUUGAUAAAGAAGAUGAAGACAAGGAUGGAUUUAUAUCUGCCAGAGAAUUUACAUAUAAACAUGACGAGUUAUAGAGAUACAUCUGCCUUUUUUAUACAGCAGCCAUCUUUAAAGAGCCGGAAACCGUCUUUUAAAGAAAGUCUUGUUUUUUAACAGUAUUUUAUUCUGUUCUUGCUUUGAUUUUUUUAAAUAUUUUUUCCCCCUGAAUAUUAUUUAAAGACCUUUAGGGUUUCUAAGUGCCCAUUUCUUUCUGGCGAAUUAAUGGGAAGAAAAAAUGUUUUUAUCUUUGAAUAAGGAGAAGUCUGGACCGUUUUCUACUUUCACCUAUGAAGUCUUAUUUGUAACUUUAAAAUAUUACAACGGGGACCUUGUCCAACGUAAGAGCGAGUAUAUCACAAAUCAGCACCCUCUGUCUCUGCUUCCCCCCGUUUUCGCUAAGUUAGAUACCGACAUUUGCAGCGCUUUUUGCAAUAAGCCAAAGCUUACUGUUUUCAUGUUAUAAUGAAAGUGUUAUUGGCCUUUGAUUCUCUGCUUGAAGCUACAGGAAGAUGGUUGUUGAACUUUAUUUGUUAACAGUCACUGCUUUACUGAGGAGAUGUGCAAUGCUGAAGUGUUUGAUAAAGUUAAUGACUUAUAAGUGUGUAUACUUUGAACAUUCUGCCCAGGACUGAAGUUAUAGUAUGUGGCUUGGUUCCUGAUUGCUACUGACUUACCAUGAUAAACAGAACCAAUUAUUUAUGUUUGUUUCUUCCUAAUAAAAUGUGUCAAAAUAUUGUAGAUUAGGUAGAAAGUUGUAUUUAGUCCGUGUUUACUUUUUAUAGCUAACCAAUUAUCCUUCCUGGUUUUUAAAUUAAUAAUCUAUAACUAGUGUAUUAUACUAAAGUAACAUAUCAUGAUUAGUUAACCAAUCAAAAUUUUCCCAUUUCUGCCCCAUUCAGUAGCUGCUAUUGAAUAAGGUCAAAAGUUUGAUAAUUUUAUUAUGUUUUCUUCAAUUGGCUUUUAUCCUCAAUAGUUUAAAAAGUAUCCAAUUCCCCAUUUACUAAGAAUAGUCUUUAGCCCUGGCCCCUGUGGCUCAGUUGGUUGGAUGUCAUCCUAUGUACCAAGAGGUCACUGGUUUGAUUCCCCAUCAGGGUACAUGCUUGAGUUGUGGGCUUGAUCUUCAGUAGGGGGCAUGAAGGAGGCAGCCCAUUGAUAUUUCUCAUUGAUCAAUGUCUCACUCUCUUCCUUCCUAUCUCUUUAAAAAAAAAAAAAAGUAUCAUCAUUUACAAAGUGAUCUCAAAUGUAUCACUAACUUUAACUCUCAUUGCUCUGAAGUCCAUGAAAAAAGCUGGUGGACUUUACCUAUUUUAUAGGUGAGGAAAUUGUCAUUCAACGAGAUUGUUGUGACUGCAGGCAACAGCUAACUUACUGAGCCAGAUUUCAGUCCUCAAGUUCAUUAUCUUCUUACUGCCCUGUACCUAUAUUGAAAAGAAAAAAUUUCUUUGCUUUUACUGGGUCUAAUUUUCUCUUCAGUUUGCUUUCCUAAUUUUCUCUUCAAUGUGGGUCCUUAUCCUUUGAAGAUACUUUACUGGCUAUGUUUGGUGCCACAGAAUUCUCCCCAUGCUCCAGAAACGGCUCUGGUUUCUUUGAAAAAUCUUGGGGUCAGCAAUGAAUUGCCUCAAAAACCAUGUGUGGUGUGAGGUUCCCCAUGUGUAUCUUAGUCCUUUCAUUCCUGUUGAGCUCUAGAUUUUUUUUUUCUUUAAAGAAUUAUGAACAACUAUUACAUCAGAUAUAGACGACUUUCACUGAUUCUGUUUGACGUUUUCCUCACUAACACCUUUUUCUGGCGAAAUCAGCUAUGGCUAGAAAACUUUUUAAGUUCACUGCUCUUUUCCUCAACCUACAGGAGUUCAAAGUCACCUUACAGAAAGCCUUAUGACGCUACUUUGUAGGAACAUUACUGACGCUGUCUACUGCAGAGCAAGAGAAGUAAAAAGAAUUCUGAGUAUUCAGGCAGUAUAUUCCUUCAUCUCAUGUGGAUUUGUAUCAAUUCCCAUCUAAUAAACAUCUAGACUCAAGUAAGAAAUGAAAACAUGUCACUAGGUUAGGUUGUCUUUAAGUUAACUGCCUUCUUUGGUUUAUUUACUUCUUUGCACCUUUCCAUUUGUGGGAAUAAUCAGACACCAACUGUGACUUCACAUGUGUAUCAUUGGUCUCAUUAAUCCUGCUAGCUGUGUCCUAUUUAAAUUUGUAGGACUGUGUUAUGGUAUUUUUUU
Molecule: messenger RNA, 3029 nt
Organism: Pipistrellus kuhlii (Kuhl's pipistrelle)
Lineage: Eukaryota; Metazoa; Chordata; Mammalia; Chiroptera; Vespertilionidae
Gene: FKBP14
Product: FKBP prolyl isomerase 14
Exons: 4
Coding region: 156-848 (230 amino acids)
Molecular function (GO): calcium ion binding; peptidyl-prolyl cis-trans isomerase activity
Source: RefSeq, a predicted model, not a curated record